GACAGAGGAAACUCGGUUCCCUCCUACCUAAGACGGGCGCAAAAGCACACCAAGACAGGCCAAUCUACUAGGAGAUGAUCAGUCUCGAACGGUAACGGGGAAGAGAGGCUGAGUAUCCUGCAAUAUCAGGGAUAGUAGUUUGAGACGGUAAUGGAAAUCAAUGCAGAGUAACUCGUAAAUAGAGACGUGAUUGGCGAAAUCGUCAGCUCGUCAAACGUUAGUCCCCUGAUUGCCACGAUUUAAGUUUAAUCUCCCGAUAAGGCGCUUGAGUAAUCUGGGUUAUAACAGACUAUAAACGAGGAGCGGAUCGUAAAGGAAUAAGGAUUUAGCUGAAUUCGUCGUUCAAAUGACUUUCGGACGUACCGUUCAUUUAGUUAAAGAUCUUCAAGGGGAACUUGUCUGUGGAACGGAAACAAGUUGUGCGCGAGGUUUUCGUUGUUCGAUAGACUCACUCGACGGACUUCAGCAGACGCGGACGAAAAAGUGGCCUGUCAUGAACGGAUUCCAAGUACUUCUGACGUUUCUCGGCGCAAUCGCGAUCAUUUCGGACCCGCGAUCCUCGGCAGAGGACGGCUCUGCAACUGAAAACGUAUACCAUGGUAGAUACACGAGAGACAUACCAAGCGCGGAGUACCUAGUCCCGAGGAGGGUGUUCGAGGACGGUAAUUUCUAUAAGUACGAACUGCCGAAUUUUUAUGACCGCGGGGAAGUCAGCAACCGCAGGAAAAGGUCGGCCGGAGAACCGGACGCGGAUAAAGUGCACCUGGUGUUACCUUUCAACGGGAUCGACCACCAUGUGGAGCUCACUCCGUACCACGAUUUCAUAUCGCCGGAGAUGGUGAUCGAGACGCGGGGCGCCGGCCUCAGGAAGAACUUGGACGAGGCCGUGAAGUUCAAGAGGGCCCCCGAUCAACAGUGCCACUACCGGGGUUUCGUCAGGGACCAUAGCCCUUCUAAGGCAGCCCUGUCGCUAUGCGAUGGCGUGGUCGGUUACAUGCAAACUAAUCACGGGCGGUACUUCAUCGAGCCAGCAAACGAAGCCCAACCGCAGCAUGAUGGCCAGCACGUUCACAUCGCGUACAAGCGAGAGGCACCUCACGAGAUCAGCGCAGAUCGAAACGAUACCGCCAAGAAGUUUUGCGGAACCGACGAGAACUGGGAGGCGGCGUGGGCGGAACAGUUAGCAAAGCGAGCGAAACGGUUAAUGGAAGCGAAUCCAGCCGAUGCAAAGGGGAGUCUCUUUGGUACCCACAGCAUUCAUCGGUAUAUAGAAAUAGGAUUGGUUGCGGAUAGACGGUUCCUCGAUUUUUACAACAACACUAAUUACGAGCAGUAUCUGCUGACAAUUAUGAACAUGGUGGCGGACUUUUAUCACGACAAGUCCAUCGGGAAUCAAAUCGAGGUGGUCGUCGUUCGCAUGAUAUAUUUGGAGAAGGAGAAGGAAGAGAUAGAUUUACUCAUUAGUCCCGCGGCCGAGGAUACGUUACAUAGUUUUAUGGCGUGGGCUAAGAAGAUAAAUCCCAAGGAUCAUACUCAUCCUAAUCACUUCGACGUAGCAGUCCUUGUGACUAGGUAUGAUAUUUGCUCGAGAGGAACGAACUGCGAUCUGAUGGGUCUGGCAUCUGUGGCAGCCGCCUGCGAUCCAGACAGAUCAGCCGCGAUCAACGAAGACAGUGGCCUGUUGCUCGGAAUCGUAGUUGCCCACGAAGUUGGUCACGUGAUGGGCUGUUCGCACGACCAGGAGGACAUAAGCGGGUGUAAGCCCAAGGACACGGACGACAGUUACUUCCUCAUGUCGCCGAUCGUGUACAUCUAUUCAAUCCGAUGGUCGCCCUGCAGCAGGAAAUACGUUACCGAUUUCCUCCAGAGUGGCCUCGGCGAGUGUCUGAACGACGAUCCGAGAAAUCCGCCGGAGAGGUUCAAAUAUCCGAACAUGCUGGCGGGCGCGAUGUAUGACGGCGAUUUUCAGUGCCAAAUGACGUUCCCUGGCUCGCAGCAUUGCCUAAUGAGUCGACUCCAAGUCUGCGACAAACUCUGGUGCCAGGUUAACGAGACGUGCCUAUCGCAAGGCCAACCGAUGGCUGAAGGGUCCAUGUGCGGCGAGAAGAAGUGGUGCAUCCGGAAGAAAUGCGUGGACCGAGGCACGCGGCCGGCAGCGGUACACGGCGGAUGGGGCACGUGGGGACCCAUGGGCAAAUGCAGCAGAACCUGCGGCGGAGGUUUGAAGUCUUCUGAAAGGGAAUGCGACAAUCCACCACCCUCCAACGGUGGCAGAUACUGCUUGGGAGAAAGGAAGAAGGUGACCAUCUGCAACACCACGCCCUGUCCUGCCGACAAGCCGUCGUUCCGCGCGGUGCAGUGCAGCCAUUAUAACAACCUGAAGGUUUUAAGCGACAACGAACUACACACGUGGACGCCGUACCUCGACUUUUCGGUCAAGGACCCGUGCAAAUUGUAUUGCUUGAACGAGAAGAAGGUUCUAGUCGAGCUGAACAGCGUCGCCAACGACACGACCCCGUGUAAACCCGGCACUAACUACAUGUGCAUCUUCGGCGUGUGCAGGAAAGUGGGAUGCGAUUGGAUUCUGGACUCGAAUGCCGUCGAUGACAAAUGCGGCGUCUGCAAGGGUGAUGGUACCAAAUGCAAACAAAUAAAGGGUGAUUAUACUGAGACGAACGUCCCCUCGACGUACAUGAAGGUAGUUACUAUUCCUAAGGGGGCUCGAAGCAUACGAGUGUGGGAAGCGAAGCCUAACACCAACGUGUUAGCAGUGAAACCCGAAAAGGGCUCCGACUAUUGCAUCAAUGGAAAUCUGAGGAUAAACAGAGCCGGUGAUUACACGUGCGCAAAGUCUAUGCUCAUUUAUCUCUAUCCCCAGCCGGACAAGGAAGAAAUCGAAAUGAAGGGACCUAUAGCUGAGGACAUUCGCAUAGAGUACGCGUUCUUGAAUAGGGCCAGCAAUCCUGGAAUUCAUUACGAGUAUUACGUGAUGUCGACCGAUCCGUCACACACGCCGAAAUACUUGUGGGAUUACGUAGAUUGGUCUGCGUGCACUGCUAAAUGUGGCGGGGGAACAAAGAUUUCGGAAGCGAAGUGCAUCGAGGAGAGUGGUGGAGAGGUGAGUCCUAAUUACUGCGAUGGCAAACCGCGGCCGUAUUAUUAUAACACAAAUGCGUAAAUUAUUAAAGUAAUUUGCUAUGGUCGAAGGUGGCGGGUGAGCCAAUGGAGCAAGUGCAGCGCCUGUGACGGAAAGAAAGGAUUCAGGCAUCGGAAAGUUCAAUGCAUCCGACCGCCGGCGCGUUCCGGCGGAGACGACGUUCAAGCGAAUCCGGACGCGUGCAAAGGUCGCGUGCCGAGGCAGAAGGAAGAAUGCACAGGUCAGAGACCGUGCAAGAAGACCUGUCCAAAGAAGACUCGAAACGCGUUGAAGGCAGCCAAGGCGAAAAAGUCGUUGUCUGCGAUAGAGCAAGCUAAGAUAAUCGAUAAGUUCGUGGACUUGAGUCUGGCCCACUAUUUAGAAAAAUCGUACGGCGCGUCUCGGGACGCCGGAAACGAGGCAGACACCGUAGACUUCUUGCAGCUGCUUCGCGACUGGUCGCUCUGGGACGAGGACAAGAAGAAGCGGGCUGUUUGCGAUCGGAACCAUACCAGCCAGAGCAGAUUCACCACGCCGAAGCCGGGAACGAUCAUCAAGGACUCUGUCCCAGUCGAGAACGUGGUGCUGAUGGAAGUGCCUAUUAUAGAGGACAGCCUAAGAAUGAAUCUGUCGGACAGAGCGUUCCAAGAAAGCGGAGAUCUGGUCGGUGUCGGUAUCGAUAUGUCGCGUGUAAAAAUAUACAAUGGUUCGGAAGCUGUCAGCAGGAUAGAGGAGGUGCAGGGCCAUCAGACGGUCCCAUCGACUCCCGCUGGACAGGACGGGUCGUCGUUAGCCAAGGUCGUGAAACGGUGAAAAUUAGCAAGUGCUUUCUAUUUGGAAGAAAUAACCAGAAACGAUAAUUUCUUUCCCACUUUUCACACUGCUUUCCCAUACUUUCAAAAGGAGCACGACGGUUUAGAUAUACAACAAAUGCAUACACGAAAUCGAUGGUUGACUAAUCGACGUUUAUUUGAUACUAUAAUGUUACAGACCAUCCAGUUGUACUAUUGUAGAAGUAUUUAGAAAUAUGAAAUAUAGAUAAGCCCUUAGUUUAUGGCUAUUUAAA
Molecule: messenger RNA, 4202 nt
Organism: Ceratina calcarata
Lineage: Eukaryota; Metazoa; Arthropoda; Insecta; Hymenoptera; Apidae
Product: A disintegrin and metalloproteinase with thrombospondin motifs 7-like
Exons: 20
Biological process (GO): proteolysis; extracellular matrix organization
Cellular component (GO): extracellular matrix
Molecular function (GO): metalloendopeptidase activity
Source: RefSeq, a predicted model, not a curated record